Monodelphis domestica (gray short-tailed opossum) is the source of this 2104-nucleotide messenger RNA. RefSeq lists its product as uncharacterized. NCBI's taxonomy places the organism in Eukaryota, Metazoa, Chordata, Mammalia, Didelphimorphia, Didelphidae. The record is from RefSeq and is a predicted model, not a curated record. Gene Ontology annotation, molecular function: protein binding.
CAGAUGUUUUAGGCUUUCAUUAUUAUUACUAUUAUUAUUUUUGUAUUUAUAGGUGACAACGAACUGGGGCUUUGUACUUGUAUCUUCUUUGAUCCAGCAGAUGAGGAUGGAAAGGAACCAGGGGUUUUUAUAACUGAAAUUAUUGAAGGAGGUGCAGUUCACAAACUUGGAUGUAUCCGUGUAUUUGACCAGAUUAUUAAAAUAGGUGACAUCAAUCUAAUUGGAUUGGAUGAAGCAGAAAUCGUCUCUACUUUUAAAAAAAUGGACGAUUCUCCUUUCCAGAUUGAAAUUGGCCGCGAACCACCUGAAGUGAAGUCAGAACUUAUCGAACUCCUCGAGUUGUCAGAGGAAAGGAAGAAAUAUUUUAUGGAUUCGCUCAUAGUACAGGAAAAAAUUAGAGAUAUCACUAUUGUGAGAGGACAAGCAAGUAUUUGUAGAAGUCCAAGAGUACCAUGGUACUGGAUGGCCAGUGACCUGAAAUUUGUUAUUGGGGCACUGAAAAUAUUAAUAGAAGAAGAUCAGGGAUGUAGAAAAAACAUCCAAGCUAUCUUUGAGCAGGCUAACAUUUUUCAAGACAAAUAUAAAGACAUGAACACAUACAAAGUGAAUAUGGAACAGAAACCUGAUGAAUCAAAUAAAGAAGGCACAUUUUUACCAUUGGCCCCAGAAGAAGAAUUAUUACUAGAACAAUUUAAAAUAAAACCUAAAGAGAUAAAAAAUGAAGAUUUAUCACCAGGGCAAUUAUUAGCCCAAGGGGAUUUCAAUUCAGGUGAGAAAAAUGAGGCCCGGAGAAGAUAUUCAGAUAGUUACCUUCCCAGCGGUGACUUCAUGGCUUCUGGCUCUAAAAUCAAGGCCAAAGAGACCCAAAUAAAAAAAGAAAAAGAAGAAGAAGAAAUAGUAGUGGAGGAAGAGAUUAUUAGCACUGGAAAACCUACAGAGGGAAAGGCUAAAAAGGGAUUUUCCUGGUUCCGCAAUAUCAAAGAACGCAAGCUGUGGAACUUCUUUCAUUUUAAAAAACAUGACAAACAAGUAAAGAAUGUGCACAAGUGGGAAGAAAUUGAUCAAGAGGUAUUGGAUGAUUACUGUCCUUAUUCUACUGAAGCCCCUAAAACAUUGCCAACACAGUGGACAAAUAUUGAAGUUGGUAAUUGGUUAUGGAGUAUUGGAAUGGAGGAGUAUGUUGUAAAAUUUUAUUGUAAAGGAAUAAAUGGUGAAAAACUCCUUAUACUGGACAAUCGCUCGCUAAAAGAAAUCGAAGUCAACAGGAAGAAAGACCGCCAGAAAAUACUUAAGGCUAUUAAGAAAAUUAGAGAUUUUUUGGAAAAAAAUCAUAUUUGGGUCUUACUAUAGAAAUUGAUGGAAAGAAGACACAGAACCUGAAAUAUAUGGCAAAAAUGGAAAAUGCAAUUACUUUUGUUAUAUUGAAUUUUCAUCAUUUUACUUGUAUGUUACUUUUGCUAUAUGAACUUUUAAUCAUUUUAUUACUGUUAUUCUGUUAUAAUUAACUUUUAAUCAUUUUGUUACUGUUACUUUUGUUGUUAUUAACUUUUAAUCAUUUCACUUCAAUGUUACUUUUGUUAUAUGAACUUUUAAGGGAUUUACUUCCAUGUUACUUUUGUUAUAUGAACUUUUAAUCAUUUCACUUCUAUUUUACUCUUGUUAUAUGAACUUUUAAGGGAUUUUACUUACAUGUUACAUUUGUUCUAUGAACUUUUAAUCAUUUCACUUCUAUGUUACUUUUGUUAUAUGAACUUUUAAGGGAUUUUACUUCCAUAUUACUUUUGUUAUAUGAACUUUUAAUCAUUUUAUUACUGUUAUUCUGUUAUUAUUAACUUUUAAUCAUUUUAUUACUGUUACUAUUGUUAUUAUUAACUUUUAGUCAUUUCAUUUCCUUGUUACUUUUGUUAUAUGAACUUUUAAGGGAUUUUACUUCCAUGUUACUAUUGUUAUAUAAACUUUUAAUCAUUUUAUUACUGUUAUUCUGUUAUUAUUAACUUUUAAUCAUUUUAUUACUGUUACUUUUGUUAUUAUUAACUUUUAAUCAUUUCACUUCCAUGUUACUUUUGUUAUAUGAACUUUUAAGGGAUUUACUUCCAUGUUAUUU